AUGGGCCCCACUACCACCAGCCAGACAUGGGGAGACAUGAACCAAAUCGUAGCGGGAAGCUUUCACGUGGGAACCGGGGUGACAGUUUGCAGUGUAAGGGAGCCGAGCCAGUGUGGGAAGGAUGAGUUCAAAUCUGAGAACCUCGAGAACCUCUGCUGCCGACUGUGUCCCGCUGGCACCUACCUCAGAAAGCCAUGCCAGAAGAACCAUGAUGAGAGUGACUGCUCCCCGUGUGAGACUGAACACUUCACAGCCCACAAAAACAGGGAAUCUCAGUGCUUACCCUGUGCUCAGUGCUGGAAAGACCAGGAAGAGGUGUCCAAAUGCUCCAAGAAUGCUGAUCGUAAGUGCCAGUGUAAGCAGGGCACCUACUGUAACUCUGAACACUGUGAGAUGUGCUACCCGUGCAGCAGCUGUCCUAACGGCACAGUCAGAAGCCAAUGUAAUGCCACGAUGGACACGGUGUGUGACACAAACAGUUCAAAGCCAGCUGCUAUCAUCAGCAUCAUUGCUGCUGUCAUCAUCAUCAUUUAUGUCAUCAUUCGUGCAAUCAUUUGGUGUUCUGAUAAAAGAGGAAGAACAGUCCCAAGGAGUGUCAACAGCAGCAACUCACGUAAGUGA
This is a messenger RNA of Psammomys obesus (fat sand rat), 621 nucleotides long. RefSeq names its product tumor necrosis factor receptor superfamily member 26-like. Bases 1 to 621 code for a protein of 206 amino acids. Gene Ontology annotation, molecular function: protein binding; transmembrane signaling receptor activity. The transcript is spliced from 7 exons. Lineage: Eukaryota; Metazoa; Chordata; Mammalia; Rodentia; Muridae. Gene Ontology annotation, cellular component: plasma membrane; cell surface. Gene Ontology annotation, biological process: apoptotic process; positive regulation of apoptotic process; immune response. The record is from RefSeq and is a predicted model, not a curated record.